AUGGGGCUCAGGAAGCCCAAGUCGGAAAAAGACCUUCGGGGCAAGCUGCGCAAGCCGCGUGCGUCAGAUGAGGCUUCGACAGCGUCGAGCCGACAUCAACGCCUCCCUUCCGUCCCCCCCAUCAUCCCCCUUCCCUCGCAUAUCGCCCGUAUCGCCCCCGUACCCACCCAUAUCCCCACUUCGCCCACUCUCCGACCCCGUCAUCCCGCCAAACGAGCCGUACAUCACCACCGGCGCUCCAGAUCCUUCUCGACGCUUACAUCUAUGAUCUCGCCUACGCUCUCUGCAUUCUCCGAACAGCCCUGGCGGUCGCGGGACGCGUGGCUCGCCAUACAUGCCAGACCGUCCUCUCCUCCGCCGGUGACUGUACUGCCUACUGCCCCCGGAGGGUCCGAUAAGGGAUGGAGAAGGAAAGGGAAUGGAGGGUUCUUUGCGAGAGAGCUGGCGGGGGUGGGGGAGGCGGCGUUACCGCUCCCUCAGAUGGCGCCAGGGCGAUUAGGGAUGGGAAUGGGCAGGUCCCAGACUACGGGAGACCUCGCUGGGGCGGUGGAGAGGCCGGAGGUCAGGCGAAUGGUCAGCGAACCCUCUCAGCCUGAGCUACUCGAAGACGAAGGGGUGAAGGGGCAGGGCCCCGGGCUGGACUCAAGUCUAGAGGGGGAGGAAGACCAGCUCGCCCAGCUCCAUCUAGGCGACUGGAAACCCGGCUUCGCCUCUUCUCUCUUCCGCAAAAAGACACAUCGGGCGUCCCUCCCUUCCCCUCCACACGCGGACAGCGGGUACGAGGAAGAAAUCAUCACGCCUCCCGCACCCAGUCGGCCCGAAUCUCACCUCCUGCCGGAAUCACCACCCCCUCCUCCCGCAUUCAAGCGACAUCUCUCCACGUCCCGCGAUCCGCCGAUACAGGCACGGUCUUACUCUACCUUGUCGGGGUCGGUCCGGACCUCCCAAUCUUCUUCGGUGCACACCUACGAGACCUCCGAUCUCGAACAUCACCAUCAGGCCCACGCCGGUUCCGCGUCUGGAGGAGGAUGCGGGGUGGACGAUCCUGCCGGAUCAAGAUUGAUCGUUUCCACCUCGUCUACCUCUUCUGAGCUCCUCUCCCCUUCCUCCAGACCCACCUCCCUGUCGCGCCAUUCGGACAUCCUCGAAGCUCCUCCUAAACGAUCUUCCUCUCUCCUCGCACGGGAAGAUCUGCCCACCAUCAUCACCCCCACUUCCAAAUACUACCACUUUACGGCCGGUACCACCUCCGCUCGGUCCAGUAUCGACAUCCACCCGCAUACCCAUCCCGACACUGUCGCCGGCCACUUUGAUCGAAGGGGGAGCGAGGCGGAUAUCGUCCCUUAUAAGGCUAGGACAGGACCGCCCCGCCGCGCAUUGCCAAAGCUCCCUCAUGAGCAGCAUGGACGGGACGAGUCGUUGCCCCCGUUACUACCGCCGGCGGACAUUGCGCGGGUACGAUCGGGACUCUCUAUGGGCGCCAGGCUGCCCGUUCUGCCGGAAGGCGGUGGCGGUGGAGGUGGAGGGGUAGGGGCAGAGGUGAGGAUGAAAGGCGUACCAUGGGCGCGGGCUGUGCGUAAGCCGGACGAAGGGGAAGAAGGGAGACAAAGGGUCAUGCGCCAGGUGACGGAGAUGGAGGCGGGCCUGGGUGCUCGAGGACAAGAAGGGGCGGAGAGGUGGAGUAGGGGAUCGGAUGUGAGUCGGAGGGGGAGCGAGGCGAGUCAGGGGGUGGCAGUCAGGGGUGGCUGGGUGUAG
Messenger RNA from Dioszegia hungarica, 1755 nucleotides. RefSeq lists its product as uncharacterized. Lineage: Eukaryota; Fungi; Basidiomycota; Tremellomycetes; Tremellales; Bulleribasidiaceae. Bases 1 to 1755 code for a protein of 584 amino acids. The record is from RefSeq and is a predicted model, not a curated record. The transcript is spliced from 2 exons.